AUGUCUUCAUCACAGGAUUCUUCAGACUGGACAAGAGUCGUGCGCAAGGGGCGCAAGAACAGACGAAAAAAUGCGGAAUCUCACUCAUCGAGACACGUAAAGCCUCGUACAGAAGGUCUUAGGGAUCCGGAGGAUUUGGAGAAGGAUUACAAGCAGCAUCGGAAGAGAUGGGAGGAGGAAGCGUAUUCUUAUCCUCGUCUUCGGGAACUUGUCAAGGCGAAAGCGUCGCAUUUGACGGGGAUUGAUAAAGCGGUUCAUUUGGGCGUUGGAACGUUUGAUCCGAAUGAUGGGCUCAAUCUUGAUGGCAAGAGAUCUACGUUUGCGCAACUUGCGGCUUUUGAGAUUAUGGUUGAAGAACUUGAGAAAAUUACGGGCGGAAAGAUUGAGACGUUCUUCCAAGACCCAGCCUUCAACGCCUCCGACAAAAAGUUUCUUGAGAAUAUCGGUCAUACCGUUCUUGACGAUCCGAAGGGUACGCAGAUGGUUGAUGAGAAGACGCUCUUCUUUGGUGUUCAUCUUUAUAGGCCUGUUUAUAACUAUGCGCUGAAGGGUGAACUUCCUGCGCUGUUUGUUGGGACCGGUUUUGAAGAUUGGGGAGAUAUCUUUGCAGAUGAGCAUAUUGAGAACGUGGAGAGGAUGCACAAGGCGUAUGAACGGUGUGAUUUUCCGCAGGAGAGGCUUGAUUGUGCGUUUUCGACUACGAGUAUUUAUUGGAAGCCUAAGAGUGAGGAGGAGGGUAAAGGGAAGGGGAUUGUGAUUGAAGAGGUUGAGAUUGAGAAGGAUGAUGAGAAUGGUGAGGAUAAGAAGGGCGGGGAUGAAGAAGAGGAGCUGGCGAAGAAGCUUGAGGCUACUACUAUUAAUUAA
Fusarium redolens is the source of this 864-nucleotide messenger RNA. RefSeq lists its product as uncharacterized. The transcript has 3 exons. Lineage: Eukaryota; Fungi; Ascomycota; Sordariomycetes; Hypocreales; Nectriaceae. The record is from RefSeq and is a predicted model, not a curated record. The coding region runs from base 1 to 864 and encodes 287 amino acids.